Messenger RNA from Cyprinodon variegatus (sheepshead minnow), 7381 nucleotides. RefSeq names its product POZ (BTB) and AT hook containing zinc finger 1 (gene patz1). The coding region runs from base 907 to 2994 and encodes 695 amino acids. Gene Ontology annotation, biological process: negative regulation of transcription by RNA polymerase II; regulation of immune system process; regulation of cytokine production. Gene Ontology annotation, molecular function: protein binding. The transcript has 5 exons. The record is from RefSeq and is a predicted model, not a curated record. Lineage: Eukaryota; Metazoa; Chordata; Actinopteri; Cyprinodontiformes; Cyprinodontidae.
UAUUGGAUAACAGCGAUAUUUUAAAUCAUUCAGAUUUUUUUUUAAAUAUGAUGUAAAUUGUUCCUCUAAAAGAGUAUAACAAACUGCGUAAAUCGAUUCCACUGCCGUUAAUUCACUUGAUUAAAAAUUCUAGGUUAUAUAAUAAUUACCCACCAAUAUUGCCCAGUUUGUUUAUUUCACAAUGCAAUCUGUUUGAUAAAAAAUGCAAUAAUAAAUUCAUUAGUAUUUUGAAAUCUGGAAAAUUUAAUGAUUAUGAUAGAUUUACUUGGAAGUUGAUAAAUAAUUUUUUAAAAUUUGUUAAAUGGCCUAUUCUACCUAAAGCCAAAGAAACACAUUUUUUAAUAUAAACACACAUUUUCCUGUGGCAGAAUUUUUUAAGAAAAAGAUUUGGUUUUGAGGUGGAUCAAUGUUCCUUUUGUAAUAAUAAUAAUAGUGAAAAAAAUAAAAGUGUGUAUGGGGGGGCUGGUUGGGGGAGGGGCUUCAAUAACAGAGGAGGAAGAAGAGAAACCUGCGUGUAAAUGUUUACCCACAUAAGCAAUACUAAUAAUUAUAUUAAUCUCCUGUGGUGCAAAAUAUCGAAAUAAACAACUUUAGAGGCAGAUACAAUAAAAAUAUAUAUAUAUUGUGUAAAAAAUAUGAACAUUUACAAACAAAACAAAAAAAAAAAGCGACCCCCACCCUACAAGAAAGCAGGGCCAAAGUUCACAGGAAGCUGGGGGGCUGCCAUCUUUCCCCUGCUGCUGCUGCUAACGGUAAACUGUAGAUGCUAAAGCGACGGGAGGGGCGGCUGGUUCGGGCUGUUCUCGCUAGCUGGCCUCGGUCUAUCGGGGGCCGUUAAAGCGCCAUCACUCGUUUCCUCCGACGGUCCAACGCCAACGAGCAAAGUGUUUGUUUGAUGAAUUCGGUAUGGAGAAGGUAGCGGAGCCGUCUUGGACCUCUUCGUACACCUACCAGGUGAGCAAACACAGCGCCGAGAUGCUACACAACCUCAACAUUCAGAGAAAAGAUGGAGGCAGGUUCUGCGACGUGAUCCUGCGCGUCGGCGAGGAGAGCUUCCCCGCUCACAAAGCGGUGCUGGCCGCCUGCAGCGAGUACUUCGAGUCGGUGUUCGGCCGUCAGACGGAGGGAGAGGGCGACGCCAAGGAGCUGGAGAUGCACACGAUCAGCCCGAAAGUUUUCAAAGACAUCCUGGACUUCGCUUAUACCUCCAGGAUCGUGGUUCGGUUGGAGUGCUUCCCAGAGUUGAUGACGGCUGCCAAGUUUCUGCUGAUGCGCUCCGUCAUCGAGAUAUGUCAGGAGGUCAUCAAGCAGUCCAACGUGCAGAUCUUAGUCCCGACGGCUCGAGGAGGAGAAGCUAGUCUCUUCCAGGCCAUGGGGGCCACCGAGCUGGGUUUCCCCGUAGCUCAGCAAGAUCUGGUGAACGGAGCGGGUCUGCUGAUCAACGGCCAGGGCUUUGUGAGCAGCACGCAGAUGCGGAUGGAUGAGAGCGAAGAGGCGCCGCCGGCCGCGCUGCUGGAGAACGGCGGGGAUCCGAUGUUGGAGCCGGUUGUUGAAGGACUUUCCGUGUCGCCGUCGGCGGAAAUCGCGGGGAGCAUGUUUCAUCACGAAGCUGGCUCCCCUGGAUCAAAACGGGGAAGGGGGAGACCGAAGAAAGAGGCUGUCCAUUUUAAUCACAUCAACCAGAAGGACAACGGGCAGCUCUUCCCCUGCGGGGCCUGCGGCAAAGCUUUCACAGAAGCUUCUCGUUUAAAGAACCACGAAGCGCAACAUGGAGCCUCCACUGGGGGCGUCCACAGCCUCGGAGGCGGUCUGUCUUUGCUGUCGCAACCCGGGCUGCUGGAAAACGGGAUGCAGUUACCCGGAGGGCUGGCGCUGGACAGCCACCGCAAGCGGGAGCGGACCAGGCGGCAUGUGGGCUGCGACAUCUGCGGGAAAGUGUUCCGGGACGUGUAUCACCUGAACCGACACAAGCUGUCCCACUCCGGGGAGAAGCCCUAUGCGUGUCCUGUGUGCGGGUUGAGGUUCAAGCGCAAGGACCGGAUGUCGUACCAUGUUCGGUCCCACGAUGGCUCGGUUGGCAAACCGUAUGUGUGCCAAAGCUGUGGGAAAGGUUUCUCUAGACCAGACCACCUGAACGGACACAUUAAACAAGUGCACACCACAGAGAGACCCCACAAGUGCCAGAUAUGUAACGCAUCCUUCGCGACGAGAGAUCGCCUUCGGUCACACCUCGCCUGCCACGAAGACAAAAUUCCCUGCAAAGUCUGCGGCAAGUUUCUGCGAGCCGCCUACAUGACAGACCACCUGAAGAAGCACAGCGAAGGAACUCACAACUACUGUGGCAUUUGCAAUAAAGGUUUCUCCACCGCGUCCUACCUUAAGGUGCAUAUAAAGACACACCAUGGCUCCUCACUGCCAACUUCUGCCCCAUUGCACGCCUUCCCUGACCCAAGGGGGGAACUGCAGAUGCACAACGGCACCCCUUACCAAAUGGGACGCCAGUGCUCAGUGGAAGACGGACAGGAAAACGUGACUAAGUGUCCCCACCUGGAGUCGGAGGAGUCUGAUACUUCGUUAAGGGAAUUGUCCAAUGUCGACGAGCUUAAGUCUCCCCCUAAAUCUGAUGGACCAGAGCUUGAAGGGCCUUCCUUAGCCUGCAACGGGGCCCCUGCUGGGGUCCUUGGCUCUCCAGAUGCUUCUAAAGCCAACGCCGACCCUGAAAAGAAGUUUAUCUGUGGAAUCUGCAGCCAGGCAUUCCGUACCAAGUCCUACCUCAACAAGCACCAGCACCGAGUUCACAAAGCCCAGAGGACCCUCGGGGUCUUAGGGCCUAGUUUAAGUGAGAUGGCACCCUCUCUGACUUCUCCCUUCUCUCCUCAACAAAACAUGUCCCUCCUCGAGUCAUUCGGCUUCCAGAUCGUCCAGUCGGCUUUCGCCUCUUCUCUCGUGGACGCAGAAGCAGGUCAGAGUGGAAUUGACUUUGGAGGGAAGUAACACCUUCCCAGAGGCCUUUGCAAGCAGUCGUUUGGCCUCUUCACGUUUAGGACGAAGCCAGGUUGCCCACAGAAAAAAACUGUGUUUGGGAACCAUUUUGCCUCAAGACUACUCUCUCUGUUUGUCUCUUUGCUUUAUGUUCAACCAACAGUUUUCUGUCAGAAACUGACACUGAAGUCCUACUUUUCUACGUUUUCGGACGGGGAUGUGUUUGCUGUUUAAAAGCUUGUGUUAAAAAAAAAAAAGACCAAAAAAAAAAGGUUUUGCUUUUCACUGUUGGUCUGUGAAAGUUAUGUUACAUUUCUUUUUUUCUGAGCUUUCUCAGCUGCACAAAGUUCUUCUCGUGAGAUGACUUAUUUACUUUAUUGUUAAUAGUUGUUAACUUCCUCACUUUAACUGCUCCAGCGAGCUUAACAAUGGAUCUUCAGUCAUCCCAGCCAUCACAGAUAUCUUUACCUCAGAGCAAAAGCAGGGCUCACAUCUAGAUUUAUCUCAAUUCAGAGUUUUGUUUUUUUGUUUUGGAAGGAAUUUAAUAGAAUUUCGGUUCUUUUUUAAUUAGCUACAUGGUGAAGAUAAAACAUAGCAAACAGGCUGAGAGCCUGAGGGAUCAGUGUUACUUGUUCAUCAACACCCCUGGUAAAGAUGGAAAGCUAACCUUAAAAUAAAUUCAUAUUUAUUACAGUAGCACCAGGAAAAAAAAGGAAAUAAAAUAAAACUAAAACUUAAGCUAAUUUUGGGAAGUAACUUAAAAUUCCUUGUGUUGCUGUUCAUUACAUUCAGCCUUUUUUCUAGGGAGUAUUUGUACAAAUUUCCCAUUGCUGAUUUGAUUAUGUUCCCCAUAAAGCACUCCAAAUAUAGUCCUUCUUCUAGCACCCUGGAUAGAUUAAAAGCUGAACCAUCGUAACAAUGAAAAUAAAAUGGUAAAAUAAAAACGGUUAUUUUUUAAAUCCCGACCUCGAUUACAGCGUCUCUGUAUCAGACUAUUACAGUUAAACCCUUCAAGUCAUGGUUUAGAUCUCUCUGGAUAAAACCCAACUAAAAUCAAUUCCAGCGUAGAUUAUAGCCUCCUAAUGUUUCUGUCCUUAUCUAAAAGUGUGUCGCAAAUUUAUUAUUUUUUUUUCUAUCCUAUUAAUUAAGGAGUAUUAGCUUCUUCCAACUUCAACUUUGUGAGGAAUAAUGCUCUGGUUUGGAUACGUUAUAGUAGUUAUUUCUUUCAUUACAGCAGCUGUGGAGCCACAGCUAAUGUUCUCCUCAGUUCAACCCACAGGGUUACCUAUAGGGUUUAGGCUAGUUAUGUGUCUAAUGCACCGUUUCUGUUAUCAUUUUUGAUAAUGGUAUUUCAGAUUUUUCAUGUCAGAGUCUUUAGGCCCCUUUAGAAGAGAAACAGACCCACAGUAUCACAGACCUUCCACCAUACAUAACUGGGCAUUAUUUACUUUUCCAAAUUCUCAUCCUUUGUUUUAUACCCGACUUUACCUAGUGUUUGGUACUUAAAGCUUCUAGUUAAAAUAAAAUAAGGUAUUUGACCAAAGCACUACGUUCAGGCUAAAAUAACUUUCAGAGUUUGACAAAACUGCACACUUAAACAUUCCCACUCCAGCAAUUUAAGUCACAGUUGGGAUUAUUGUAAAAAAUUGAGUUUACUCUGAUGGUAAAUGUAGGAAAUUAUUGGUUAAAUAUCUAAUUUUGUUGGCAGUUACAGUACACCUGCAUCUACGUAUUUAAUUCCAGUUUUAAAAAGCUGCUAAUAGAAUUAGGCCUCUGCCUCUUAUUCAUACCUCAGUAAAACAUCAAAUCUACUGUACAACUUCAAGUAUAUUUAUAUUACAUAAAUUAUAAGAGAAAUGCUUCAGUUGCACUGAUUAUACAUCAGCCCAGUAAAACUAUCAUGAGGGAUGUUUUAGAACAGAUUUUUUAAAUCACCACUGAAUAAAUGUACUCAUUUAAAGGGCUUAAUCUUUUCCAAAACAGAUUAUGCUGCUGUGAUACAAAUGAAUUUAUUGUAAGUCUCUUCACUCAUCAGUACUGGGGUGUGAGUAACGGUGUAGGAUGUUUUUAUGUUUACAAAAAAAAUCAGAUCUCUCUGUAUCAGUCAGGCACUUUGAUAUUAAAAACCCUCAGAUAGUUAAGCACUUUUCAAAGUGCCUCAGUUUACUGUAGGUUUGGUAUUAUUUGGUCAAUUAUUAGUUUUAAAAGGAAAAAAAACAGGAAGUAAAGCGAUUGGUCGGAAUUUCUUGUAGUGCAUUUAAUUUAAAUCAGGACUAAUAUGGCUAGAAUUCGAUAAAUAGACAAUUAUCUGAUGUUUAUUUCAAACCUUUCUCCUACAUCCCCACAAAUCAGUCCCUGAUUGCUUUUCAUAGGAGGUCUUAGGUUCACAGAGACGCAACCCAAACGGGAUAAGAAGGCAGAAAGGAGGGGAUCAUUUAUUUAUGAGCUUCUAGAAUGCAUGAAACGGGGAAUCAAGAUCAGGUAUAUUUUCAGGAUAUAUUUUAAAAGAUUAUAUUUUAAUUAUUUAUUCAGACCCUGACUUUUGUGUGGCUUUAAUUUUCUGUCAAAGAAAAUCUUGUUCUUUUUUGUUUUGUUUUACUAAUUUAUGGUUAACGGAGAUGUGAAAACGUGUGUUGUGCAGGAUGCUUUGCAGAGGGAGGGAUUCACAGCUGGUUUAAACCUUCAUCACCUGGACUUCUCUUCCUCCUCAUCCUUUGCUCGGAGCCAUUUCUGCUGCUCUCAUUGCAUUAAAGGCUGCUUGCUUUGGUUCGACAUUACAAUGUGCAGUCUUAACAGUCGUGUAGCAAAGACAAACAUAAGCUGUUUAUUGACAAAUAAUCUAGUGGGAUUUUUUAUUUUAUUUUUUUUUUCACUUCAGUUUCUUUAUUUCUGUAAGCUAAAUUCUACUUUGCAGAUAUUUAAUCAUCCUUAAUUGGUGUUCUCAGAUUAGCCCAAAAGCGGAAUUAUGCAAAAAAAAAUAAAAAUUUUAGGAGUCCUUGUUCGGAUCAUGUCGUACCUAUUGUAAGUUAACGGCUGAGAUCAUGUCCAAACAUUUUAUUUUGAGCCCACCAUUUGGUUUGCUUUACAAUCAAAAGCUCAUCAGGAAUAAAAGCCACUAAACCUUUCUGUUUUAUGCUACGUGGCUCUAAUUAAAAAAAGCUCCUUUCAUCUGAUCCUCCCUUACCUUCUCCUGUAAAUAUUUGAAACUGAAGUACAAUGAUCCUCAGCGCUCCGUUUUAUCUGUACGGUUGCAAAGCACCUGCCACACUUCACACAUCAGAUUAAUCCUAGCAGUUUCUUUUAUUUCUUGUUUUUGUUAAAAAUGUGUAUCGCGAUGCAAAUCAGGCUCAGUCUAACAGUGAAGGGCUGAUGGUGUGUGUGUGUGGAGAGAGGAUGAUGGCUCUUGAGUGUAUACUGCUAAUUAUUUGUGAGUAAUUUAGUACAUUCCUAUAUUAUUUAUGGUUAUAUUGUGAUUGUAACAAGUGUACAUACCUUCCAUGCACACACACGCACACACACAAUGAAUAUAUAUAAAUAGAUAUAUAUAUAUAUAAAUAUAUAUGAAUCAACCUGUUUGAACCGUGUUUGUAAGUAGUGAGUUUGUACAUAUUAAGGUUUAGUUUCAGUUGUUGUUGGGAGGAAUGUUAAGUUAUGGCCAUCUGACGUGUAAAGUGCACAUCGAGGCAUGUGAGCAGAGCUGGGGACUGAAUGUCGAUCACUGGUUGGCGGCAGCAGUCGUAUAUAUUGGUUACACUGAACUAUCACGUUGCCGCGGUAGCGCUCGCACUGCCAGCUGCUCGACUCUUUGACCAAGCUUUUUUUUUUUUUUAUAUACCCACUCUGCACUGGUAUUUCUGUUUAAAGACACUUGGGAUAUGCUGUAAAGAUGUAAUAAACAUUUGUUUAGACUUUAUUAGAAAGAAAACAAACUUUUUAUUCUUUCCCAAAAUUGAAUUAUGAUGACAAAUAUUUUUGGGGGCUUAAAUGUUUUGGUUUCUGCUUUUUGUCUGUUGCAAAGUGCCUUCCAAAUACUGAUUGUGCUCAGCAGUGGUUUAAUAAAAAAACAAACAAAAAAAAAACAAAUAAAACAGUCCUUUUUCUUUUCCAAAGGGUAUAAAUUGUACAGAGUCACUUGCAUUGACAGUUUUGUAUAAAAAGCGCAAGAUGUACAAUAUGUUCCCUUGGUAUUUUAUCAUUGUACUCGACGGGAUUGCUCUUCAGGACACUUGAACUUUGUGUUUUGUUAUGACGUCUUUGGACUUAUUUCGUUAUGAGCUUACUUUUCUAUAGAUAUUUGUUUUUUUGUACUCUGUUCCUGAGUCUCGUCUCAGAUUCUUGGUUUAGAGAUGAGAAUCAAAUAAAUUGCAGCUGAAAAUCUCCAGACAUUUGUCCUGUAGUU